Messenger RNA from Musa acuminata subsp. malaccensis (wild Malaysian banana), 476 nucleotides. The record is from RefSeq and is a predicted model, not a curated record. NCBI's taxonomy places the organism in Eukaryota, Viridiplantae, Streptophyta, Magnoliopsida, Zingiberales, Musaceae.
UUUUACCUGAUUGGGUUCUCCUUGGGUGGCCAUGCUGUCUGGGCGUCCAUUAAGUACAUUCCAGAUAGGAUUGCUGGAGCUGCUAUGAUGGCACCAGUAAUAAACUGCAGAUGGCCUGGGUUCCCGCGGCAUCUAUCAGAGGAGGCUUACAGAAAGCAACAGCCUGGAGAUCAGUGGGCAUUGCGAGUUGCAUAUUAUGCCCCCUGGUUGCUGCAUUGGUGGAUGAAACAAUCGUGGUUGCCUUCCUCCACCGUUUUCAAAGGCACAACCCAUCUGCCCAACCGCUUGGAUGCACAAGUUCGUGAGUACGCCAUGAAGAAUAGUGGAAUGUUCGAAGAGUAUGACGCUGCAAGAACUGAAGAAUGCAAGCGUCACUGUGCUUGCAGAGGCGGAAACUUGCCACUCAGCAAGGCAUGCUUGAUUCGUUUUACCGAGACAUGAUGGUGAUGUUCGGGAAGUGGGAAUUUGAUCCGAUG